CUCCUCUUUUGUUGCGCGGCGCGCUGAGCCAUCCCCUCCCGGCUCCUGUGAUGUCAUCCUUGCACUCUCGUCUUCACUGGAUUGGAGGAUCUCGACAUAAAUUUCCUGAAAACUCCCAACCCUUUUUUUCUUCUCUCCCAACACUGCACGUCCCUUAUUUCCUGUCCCAGAAAAAAAGUUCACUCGCGGAGCCGAGCAGCGAACUUUUGGACAAAGCCGUCACGUUUUAGUCUCGCUUAAAGCUAGUUUUUAUCUUCAGCAUCUUCUCGUACGUUUUGGGAAAGUAUUGUAAAAAUGGAAGACGUGAAGCGGAGGUUCCAUAACCUGCAUCUCAUCGCGGAUGAAGCAGAAGAGCGAGCAAAGAACUGCCAAGCAGAACUCCACCGUGAACGAGAGGAGCGAGAAAAAGCUGAGAGUGAGGUGGCGUCCCUGAACCGCAGGAUCCAGCUGGUGGAGGAGGAGCUGGAUCGCACCCAGGAGAGACUGGCCUCAGCAAUGCAGAAACUGGAGGAGACCGAGAAGGCAGCCGAUGAGAGCGAGAGAGCAAUGAAGGUGAUUGAGAACAGAGCCGUGAAGGACGAGGAGAAGAUGGAGGUCCUGGAAAUGCAGCUGAAAGAGGCCAAACACAUUGCAGAGGAGGCCGACCGCAAAUACGAGGAGGUUGCCCGUAAACUUGUCAUCUUGGAAAGAGAUCUGGAGAGAGCAGAGGAGAGGGCGGAAAUUGCAGAGCUUAAAUGUACCGAUCUGGAGGAGGAGUUGAAGAAUGUCACAAACAACCUGAAGUCUCUAGAGGCUCAGUCUGAAAAGUACUCUGAGAAGGAAGACAAAUAUGAGGAGGACAUUAAAGUUUUGAAUGACCGGCUCAAGGAGGCUGAGACUCGUGCAGAAUUUGCAGAGAGGUCAGUGGGCAAACUGGAAAAGACCAUCGAUGACUUAGAAGAGAGAUUACAGCGAGCCAAAGCGGAAAACCUAGACAUACACCAGCGCCUGGAUCAAACGCUGCAGGAACUGAGCUCUUUGUAAAACCAGAAAAAAGUUGCACAAGAAAAAUUUUUUUUUUUUUUUUUUAUAUCAAACAUCUCUCUUUUUUUUUUUUUUUUUGCAUUUUACUGGAAAACUAUCUCUGCUACUUAAGAACAAACUUCUAACAUUCCUUUUUAUAUUUAUGUUUUUUAAAUAAUGUCCCUUUGUAUUCAAUGGUUUUGGGUCCAAAUCUUCAGUUUUGGUGCUAAGAGUUGAGUAGCACAGAUACAAUUGAUGGCCAUAGUGAUAAUUCGUUGUUGUAUAAGCUGUUUUUGUGUCUAUGUGACCUGCCUACGGUUUUGUACGAGGCAAAUUGUGUAAGUUCAUUCUUCACUUACUUGUGCUGACAUGCUCUGUGCUUGCUUUGCGCUUAAUAUUUGGACCAACUUUUAAACAUCUCCAAUGCUGUUAAGUCCCUGUUUUAUACUACAGUCCAGUUGACAGCAGCAAACAAUAAAGAAUACUGUUUGUUUCAA
Messenger RNA from Boleophthalmus pectinirostris (great blue-spotted mudskipper), 1499 nucleotides. Its product is annotated as tropomyosin alpha-3 chain-like. The transcript has 8 exons. Gene Ontology annotation, biological process: actin filament organization; muscle contraction. Gene Ontology annotation, molecular function: actin filament binding. The record is from RefSeq and is a predicted model, not a curated record. Lineage: Eukaryota; Metazoa; Chordata; Actinopteri; Gobiiformes; Gobiidae. Gene Ontology annotation, cellular component: actin filament. Bases 295 to 1023 code for a protein of 242 amino acids.